This is a messenger RNA of Etheostoma spectabile (orangethroat darter), 1061 nucleotides long. Its product is annotated as Fc receptor-like protein 5. Gene Ontology annotation, molecular function: transmembrane signaling receptor activity. The transcript has 6 exons. Gene Ontology annotation, biological process: immune response; cell surface receptor signaling pathway. The record is from RefSeq and is a predicted model, not a curated record. NCBI's taxonomy places the organism in Eukaryota, Metazoa, Chordata, Actinopteri, Perciformes, Percidae. Gene Ontology annotation, cellular component: external side of plasma membrane. Bases 65 to 883 code for a protein of 272 amino acids.
UGUGCCCAUGAGCUGAUCAAAGUAGUUCUCAUCAACAAGUAGGUAUCAUUUCACCAUUGUUAGGAUGGAGAAAACGCCUCGACUGUGGCUGCUCUUUCUCACCUCAGUGUUAAACUGCACAACAAACCAAGCCUCUCUGACUGUAACUCCCAGCAGCUCUCAGUUCUUCAGCUGGACGUUUGUGUCUCUGAGCUGCAAGGAGGCCGACAGCUCUGCUGGAUGGACUCUGAGGAGGAACACCACAAAAGAACCCAUGACUCAGUGCGACCACUGGGGAAGAUCUGAUGGCUCUUCCUGUGUCAUCACCCACAUCUUCCCAUCGGACAGUGGAGUUUACUGGUGUGAGUCCAGUCAGGGAGCAACCAGUAACAUCGUCAACAUCACUGUCACUGGUGGACCAGUGAUCCUGGAGAGUCCUGUCUCCCCUGUGAUGGAGGGACAUGAUGUCACCCUGCACUGUAAAACAAAGAUGUCCUCCAACCACCCGGCUGCUUUCUACAGAGAUGGCUCCUUCAUCAGGACUGAGGCUGCCAGGCACAUGAACAUCAGCGGUGCUUCCAGGUCUGAUGAAGGCCUCUACAAGUGCAGCAUCAGCGGUGUUGGAGAAUCUCCAUCCAGCUGGGUCUCCGUCACAGGUAAACCCACGUCCACGGCCCCUCCCUCUGGCACAGACCUGCACCCGCCCCCGACCUCAGAGACCCCGACCUCAGACCACCACCACCUCCUUGUGUUCAGACUGGUGUGCCACCUGGUGGUGUUCAGUCCGUAUUGCAUCUCCACUUUCCUCAUGGUUUCUUUAUAUCGACGCAGGCCCACAGGAAAUGACCUACCCGUCUCCAUGGCAACAGCUCCAUCCAACCGGGCUGAGGUCGAGCUUGACUGAGGACUGUGAUGACGUUGUGGCGGUCAGCACCGUGCAUCACAUCUGACCUGAACAGAUCGGAGACUGUGUGUAACGUUACAUCAGUUUGAUAUAAUCUGUAAUUUGAAUUGCUCCUUUACUUAAACAUCCCCAUCCAUCUCUGUACAUCUGAAUAUUUUCAAUAAAGCUUUGUUUGUUU